This is a messenger RNA of Aureobasidium uvarum, 1164 nucleotides long. NCBI's taxonomy places the organism in Eukaryota, Fungi, Ascomycota, Dothideomycetes, Dothideales, Saccotheciaceae. The record is from the annotation of a GenBank genome assembly.
AUGGCCAUCUCUGGAUCUUGCGAGCACCGCUUCAGAGUCAUCAAGUCAGACACAACUCUCAUCAUCUGGAACUGCAGUCUAUGUCAUUCCGGCCCGCAUUGGUUCAUCUACGAAUGCACCAAGUGCAAGCCUCUCUGGUACCAAUCAACGACCAGAUGGCGCCCAAGAGAAAAGGCGCGCGUGUCACAAACGUCUAGCCCCGCACCCACACCCUCUCGCUCAAACACGACCGUCGCAGUCGAGAUAGAACAACGCCGACGACCCAAGCCAUCAGACGAAACGCCCACCACGAAACUCUCUGAGCAAGCGGCAGACCCUGAAGACGACGAGGACGACGAAGAAGCUGCGAAUGCUGCCUUGGUAGCAGAUCCGUGGACCGAUGACGAGGAGAUUGGCCUGUUCAAGGGUCUCAUACGCUGGAAGCCCACCGGCAUACACAAGCAUUUUCACCUGCUAUCUCUACAUCAACACCUGCUGUCAAACGGCUACAUUCACCCUAAAGCACCGCAUACACGCAUCCCUGGCAUCUGGGCCAAACUCAACGACCUCUACGAUCUCGAAGCACUAGACGAACGCGAAGACUCGAAUGCUGCCCCUUGGUCCACAUCCGAAGACGAGGACGAUGAAGAAGAUGAGAAAGAUGAACUAGGCGACGACGAUGACGAGCCAGAACGCAUGCACGAAUCAGAAUUCGAACUCCCCGACGACGAUUUUGGCACCCUGGUCUGGCGCGCUCGUUUCCCAGACUCGGAAGACGAAGACAGUCGACAAAGCUCGCCUGCAUCACACGAAGAAUUGGUCUCGAGGCCAGACAGUCCACCCGUGCGCUUCACACCCACAUUUGAGAUUGCUCUCUCCGAAACACAGCAGACGCCCUCUACGCGAACGUCCAAGUCCAAAACAGCAACAUCUAUGAAAGCCAAGGGCAAAGUACCACCUCCAAAUCCUAGAAGAUCGAGUCGCGUGGCCGAUAGUGUUGACCCCGAUGAGCAAGACGACGAAGAGGAGGAAGAGGAAGAUAGUGAGGAAGAAGACCAAAGCGAGCAAGAGAGCAUGGCUAGCGGCACACCAGCUCCCAAGGCUUCGAAGGCAAAGGGUAAAGGAAAGCUCCUGCCGCAAAGCCUAGAGCUAGCAAGCGGAGGAGGUAGUAUAGGAAAGGUGUGA